Messenger RNA from Hyaloscypha bicolor E, 1803 nucleotides. RefSeq lists its product as uncharacterized. The coding region runs from base 1 to 1803 and encodes 600 amino acids. Lineage: Eukaryota; Fungi; Ascomycota; Leotiomycetes; Helotiales; Hyaloscyphaceae. The record is from RefSeq and is a predicted model, not a curated record. The transcript has 3 exons.
AUGGUCUCAGUUGGCACCAACACUUCCCGAGCUUCUGAUGGACUGCUCAGCGCAGCAACCACCGCUGAGGAGAAGCACCACCAGGGUAUAUACUGGCGAUCACCUAUCGGCAUGGUUUCGUUCCUUAUCUUUGGGGUUGUCGCGAGUGUUUCUCACCAUCUUUACUACUCAUCACUGGAUGGAAAGAAAGUUGGAAACGACAAUGACCAGCAGUGGGCUCUGAGAUGGGGAACGACUUUUGCCUACAUUGUCCAGACCAGUCUGGUGUGCUCGACAGGAUUCGCGUUCACCCAAUACUUGUGGAUGUCCUUGAAAAAGACGAAGAUGUCUGUGAAAGGCCUCGAUGCAGCGUUUGAGGCGAAUCAAACAAUCGUGUCGGCAUUCAAUCCUGAGGUGCUUUACAAAACGAAAAUUGUUGCAUUGCUUGCGCUGAUAGCUGGGGGCCUGCCACUACCAUCACUGGUUACCCCGGCCACUCUCUUCGUUCUCCCAAGUCUCCAAACGGCCUGGACUAAUAUGCCAGCGCCGGUCCUUGAUAUGUACAGCGUUAAUCAGACAAAGCUAUUUACAUAUUCGGUUCCAUCCAACACCAGCACUGGCUCCGGGGAGCAGUUUCUUGGCCCCAGGACAAUCAUAUCGAGGUUAUCCACAGCUACCGCAACUCAAGGCCAGAUCCUGCCCGUCAACCCCCCCUCUUCUAAUUCGUCCUUUGCAGUACAAUUCUAUGCACCAUCAGUUCAGUGCAGUCAAGCAAACUCUACCGUGGCAACCACCGUUGAUUUCUUCCGCAAUCAAUCCAUUACGAAUUCCACAGGGAAUAUCAUUGAUUGGAUCAGCAACUACUUUGCCUUCGUGCCCGACCUGAGCAGCUUCGGUAACAAUUCGCUCCCAGAAAAUGGGGUCCAAAUAGUCGAUCAGAUGCGGCCUCAGCAGCCCACUAACGCAAGCAAUCAGCUUUGGAUGGUCUAUUCGAUCUAUGACAAUUCUACAGGGCAGAAGCGAGUUAUCGACCGUUACACCACAUGCCAGCUCUACAAUGCCUCAUACAGAGUCAAUCUAACCUUCCAGGAUGGCAAUAAAACAAUCACGCCUCUCAAUAUCACCACACUAAACGAAGUUCCUUACCCUGUCCAAAAUGCACCGGCCUCUGAUGGCCUACUCGUGCAACACGCCUAUUCUGCCGUGAUGUGGGCUCUCACCGAACUCCUCACCGGCUCUAUGGGCAUUUUCACCGAGAACUCGGCUGGCACCACCACGCGCUUCGGCGAGAUCACCACACAGAUCGAGCAAACUAGCUUACUGGGAAGUUCCGAUCUCGACGUCUUCUUCGACAACAACCACUUCCUCUACUCGAACAGCACAAUCAACUCCGAUCAGCGACAGCAAGACGUUGACCUUGCUCAAAACCGGACACUUGACAUUCUCAUUCCAGAGCUUGCUUUCAACACAACGAUGAGUUUCAUGAAUGAUCCGUUGCUUUCACCCUCUGUGCCAACAGAUGUUCUGGUUACGCAAUCGAUCAAUACUUACGCCUACCAUUCUCGGAAUCUGCUGCUUUCGUACGGACUAGCGAUUGCGUUUGCAGUCUUGGCGAACUUGCUGGGUGCAUACGCGUACUGGCAGAACGGCCACAGUCACAACAAGAGCUUCUCGGCGAUCUUAGCGAGCACGAGGGAUCCGGGGCUGACGAAAUUGUUUCAUGCAGAGACGAUGGGGAGGUUGCCGCUACAUAAGAAUGUCCAGGAGGCGAAGUUGACUUUUGGAAUUACGCCUGGUGGUUGGUUAGGAUUUCGGAGGGUUUGA